AUGUUAGCCAAUCAUUCGGCUGUUGAAAUUCCCAUUGGAAGGCCGACUCAGGUCUAUAAUAAUAGAGGUUCUAGUAAACAACCGCCAAGUUAUAAUUCAGUAUUUAAACAAAAAAAUCGAAAUCAAAAUCCCACUGAUCGUCCGUAUUAUCCCGAUGAUGAGUAUUUCAAAGAUAAUGAUUAUCCAACAAAACCAACCAGUGAUGUGGAAAAAGAUGAUAAACCAAAGAUUCCAGAUUUUUUGAGAAAUUCUGGACCAGGACUUUCACCACUUAAAGAAAAUCCACCAGUUACAUUGACAUGGCACGGAAUUCGUGCACUAGCACCAUCAAAACAAGGAAAAUUAUCGAAGAAAAUAAGUAGUUUAUUAGGCAAAGAAAUUAAAGAAGAUAAAGUACUUUUGAAAGGCGUUAAUGGAAUCGUUAGUCCAGGUCAUAUGUGUGCAAUUAUGGGCGCUAGUGGUGCUGGUAAAACGACGUUGAUGAAUAUUUUGACUCAUCGGCGUCCUGGAAAACUGCUAAUUGAGUCUGAUGUACGAAUUAACGGACAGAAAAUGAGGCGAGAUAUUUCCGGUUUAUCCGGUUAUGUUCAACAAGACGAAUUGUUCAUUGGCUCGCUGUCCGUUCGAGAACAUUUACGAUUUCAUUCAAUGUUGCGACUUGGAAAAGAGUUUACCCUAGAUGAGCGUAAUAGACGGGUGGAUGAAGUUAUUAAAUUUGUAGAAAACACAACAAUUGGUGUUCCUGGAAUUGUUAAAGGUUUAUCUGGUGGUGAGAAACGACGUUUGACAGUUGCCACAGAAGUACUCUCAGAUCCUCCACUUCUAUUAUGUGAUGAACCAACAUCCGGGCUAGAUUCAUCAAUGGCAUUUAUCCUUAUUCAAGCUAUGCGAAAAUUGGCCGAUCAAGGAAAAACAAUUGUGUGUACAAUACAUCAACCAUCAUCAGAGAUAUUUUAUUUAUUCGAUACUUUAUAUUUACUUGCCGAAGGUCGAGUUGCUUACUUUGGCUCAUUAGAAAAAGCUCCAGCAUUUUUUCGAAGUCUAAAUCUUGAAAUACCGUCGAAUUACAAUCCAGCUGACUUUUAUAUUCAACAAUUAGCUAUUUAUCCAAAAACCAGAGAAGAAAAUUUAGCUCAAAUCGAAUAUAUAGCCGAUCAAUAUGAAAACUCACCACAGUAUGCACGUUAUUUAUCUGAAAUAACUGAAUAUCAUCAAGAUAAUCAAGAUGAAAAUCCAAAUCCACUCGUGCGAUUUUUUAAAGGAAAAAUGUCUGAUAAUAAAAAUGCAAGCAGAUACAAAACUAGUUCGUUUACUCAAUUUCGAUGGUUGACAUGGAGAAAUUUUAAAAAUGUUUUAAAAAAUCCAUUUGAAAUUCGUUUGAGUAUAUUUUUGGCAAUUUUUAUUGGUCUUUUAAUCGGCAUACUGUAUAUUCGACUGAAGUAUAAUCAAGAUGGGAUUCAGAAUAUAAAUGCUGUGGUAUUUUUAGUUCUAAUUACUACAUCAUUUAUGAAUUUGUUUCAUAGUUAUACAUCUGAAUUUCCAAUUUUUUAUAAAGAGCAUGAUGAUGCUGUCUACCGUGUAGCACCAUAUUAUUUUUCAAAAUUUGUUGCGGAGCUUCCUCUAUUUGCCAUAACAACUUUGGUUGAAGUUUGCAUCACUUAUUGGAUGGCAAAUUUGUACGCUACUGCCAAACGUUUUUUUAUAUUUGCUGGUGUAAUUACUUUGACAAGUCUGACAUCUGUGGCGUUAGGAUCAGUAAUCAGUGUGCUAGCAACUACCCCCGAUCAAGCAUCUGCGGUUCAAGUGCCCAUAUUAUUGCCAAUUAUGAUUUUUGGUGGAUUUUUCCUUAAUAAUGAUUCCACACCUAAAUGGUUGAUUUGGAUUAAGUAUUUAUCUUGGUUUUAUUAUGGAAAUGAAAUAUUGUUAAUCAAUCAGUGGCGUGAUGUCAAAUAUUUACCAUGCGAUAAUGAUAAUAGUGCAAAUAGUAAUGUUCCAUGUUAUCAUAAUGGUCAAGAAGUCAUCAACUAUUUGAAUUUCGAUACGAAACAUUAUAAUCGUGAUAUUGGACUUCUCGUAUUAUUAUUCGUAGUUUUAAGAGUGAUUAGUUUUACAGCAUUAGCUUUAAAAGCAAAAUUUUUUAAAUAA
Messenger RNA from Didymodactylos carnosus, 2145 nucleotides. The record is from the annotation of a GenBank genome assembly. NCBI's taxonomy places the organism in Eukaryota, Metazoa, Rotifera, Eurotatoria, Philodinida, Philodinidae.